Messenger RNA from Zerene cesonia (dogface butterfly), 3041 nucleotides. Its product is annotated as autophagy-related protein 13 homolog. The record is from RefSeq and is a predicted model, not a curated record. Bases 36 to 1262 code for a protein of 408 amino acids. NCBI's taxonomy places the organism in Eukaryota, Metazoa, Arthropoda, Insecta, Lepidoptera, Pieridae. Gene Ontology annotation, cellular component: phagophore assembly site; extrinsic component of membrane; Atg1/ULK1 kinase complex. Gene Ontology annotation, biological process: mitophagy; piecemeal microautophagy of the nucleus; autophagosome assembly. The transcript has a single exon.
AGACUAGUGGUGAAUAUAUCCUGUAAACAGUAGACAUGGCGCCGGACGCAGCGUUUUCAAAUAUUAGCGAUAAAAACGAAUUCACAAAGUUCACUAAGUUCUUAGCGUAUAAGGGGGUACAAGUCAUCGUCGAAUCGCGCAAAGGUAUCAAGAUAGAACCCAAUACGAAACCACAUUCGUCGGACACAGACUGGUUUAAUCUACAAAUUCCAGAUUCUCCUGAAGUAAACCAAGCGACAAAAAAUGCGCUUCCUUCAGAUAGAAUACUAGAAACAAUCAGAUCACAUCUUAAUGUCGAAAUAUCCGUGCAAACUGAAGACGGUGAUGAAAUGGUCCUCGAGUUGUGGACGCUAGGUUUAGAUGAAACUCAGUUUGAUACUUCGUUGAAAGCUAUGAACACAGUUUAUUUCAGAAUGGGAAUUUUGUUGAAGUCACUUAUCACAAUUACGAGGAUAACCCCCGCGUAUCAUUUAUCAAGGAAACAACGGACGGAAUCAUUUACGAUCUUCUAUAGAGUAUACAGCGGUGAGCCAAAGCUAAAUGCCUUAGGUGAUUCUGUAAAGAAAGUCCAAGCUGGUAUGCUUAAAACACCACUGGGCGGGCUUGGCUUUACCGUAUCUUACCGAACUAACUUUUCCAUAUCACCAAACCGAUCAGAGAAGAAUAAGGCAUUGUUAUUGAAGAGUGAUCACUUUGAACUAAGCCCAAAACACGUUAUCUUCGAAACGAAAAAGAAAAAAGAGCCCAAAUCACCACAACCCGUAGACCUGAAUAAACCGCUCAGAUUGGCCGCUUUUGUUGAUGAAAUAUUAUUAGAGCAAGCUAUAAGAGAAUUCCUGGAGAAAAUACCUAUUCCAAAAUGUAGAGUUAGACCUAACGUCACAUUGAUAAUUGAAGAUAAACCUGAAUGUAAGAGCACUCAGGAAUUAGACAUGAGUGUUAUUUCAAAGAGUCCAACGUCAUUGGAGAUGCCGCCUAAAAGAUUUCCCGGAUUCAGGAGUGAAAAUGAACCACCGUUAAAACUGCUCUGCUUUCCAUUCGCUGAUAACCAUCCUAUACGCGAAUUAGCAGAAUUUUACAAAGAUUUCUUUAACGCGCCACACUUAAAAUUAUCCGAUUAUAGUACUGCGUUUAAAGAAGAAAAAGUCGAAAUGACUACCGAAGAUUUUUCUGAAGACCUUGCUAAGCAUGAGAGUUCUCUUAUCGAAUUUGAUAGAUUAGUCGAUGACAUGUGCAGAUCGGCUGAAUGGAGUGGAAAUUGAGGUGUUGGAAGACUGAUAUAUUAGUAUGAAAUGUUAUGGGAUAUAAAAUAAAGUUUAUGAUGGUUUAAUAUUUUUGUCCUUUGGCCCUUGACGUACCUGAAAAUUAAAUCUUUGUAGAAAAGUUGUCUUAGAUUAUUGCGUAUUUUUUAAAGAAUUUAAAACAUUCCUGCUCAUAAUAGUUCCUUACUCAGUAUUUUCAUAUGUUGAGUUGAAAUUUUUAAAGUGAUUUUCUCAGUGAUGUGAAAGUAUCCAAAGUAUACAUAAAUUUAAAAUUGUCAAAUUGAAGACUGAAAACCAAAGUGAGUGGAGUACAGGGGAUAAGAAUUUUUCUAAGUUUAUUUUAAUAAUACUAUAUGUUCUUUGUUAAUAAAUAACUUCUGUGUGGACGAGUAUUUACUUUUGGUUAAUAACUUUGUCAAUAUAUUUAUAGAGUAUUGAAAAACAUACUCAAACAACUAAUAUUGUGUUUUAAAAUAAUUCAAAACCUAAAUAUAAUAUAUGGAGUCCAAAUUCAAUAUGGAAAAUGUCAACUGUCCCAAACUCUAGUGGCGCCAUCUAUACCCUUAGCCUUUCGCUCCUAUUGUAUGCAAAUAGCUCUACAUAAAAUUAAUGCAAUAAAAAAGAACAUAUAGUACAACCAUGUUUAAUUUAAAAUUAAUAAGUGAUCGUCGCCUUGCCUCUCGUUUUAGUCAUUACGAUGCGUUUCAAAUAAAAACAAGUGAAGUUUAGUCAUAUCUGUAGUUAUGUGUUUCUAUUUUAGUACGCUGAAAAAGCAUUAAUAUUUAAUUAAAUACAUUAUCGAUUUUUCUAAGAUACCCUGAGGUCAUCUAUGCUUAUUUGAAGCGCAUAUUAGUACAUAUAACUAAUUAAAUAUCGAUAAGAAUUUUUUUUUUCUAAAGUAUUGUUAUGUAAAUACAUAUAAUUUUCAUCUGAGGCACUAUUAACAUUAUAUUGAUCUUAUGCCUAAAGUAUAAUGAGAGUGCAAUAAUAAAUGUUUUUUUAGUUUCCUUAUGAAGUUGUUCGUAGGUCAUUUCAAACUGUCUAUGUGAUAAAUGGCUUUUUUCAAAUAUUGCUCUAAACAUGCCCUUUUAACGCCGGAAAAGAGUAGCGGGCAUAUUGUAUGUGGGGCAGUGUAGAAGAACAAUGCGUGCCCAUACUAACGCUAGUUACUAGUUAGUAUUCUGUGCCCAUACACGAUGUCUAUAGCGCGCCAACUCGACACGAAUUUUCGCGCGCAAAUGUAGCUCCAGAAUUUUAUUUUUUAAAUAAAGAGAGUUUAAUGGUUUUAUUUUUAAAUAAUGACCAUAAUAUCGAAUGUUUUUUUUUGUAUUUCGGCCACAUUUUUAAUUUUUCGCGAACAAUCAAUUUUCAAGUAUUCAUUAUGCAAUACAUCAAGAGAUGAUUCAGGAUCCGGUGGCCAUUCAAUUCGAAAUAUUAUUUUGUCUCUAAAAAUUAUUGCUCAUACUUUUACAAUAAUUCUCACUUAACUACCUACGUAAAUACUUAAUAAUGUUACAUAAUUAUUGUAAAUAGUGUACAAUACAAUAUUAUAACCAUAUACUUAUUCUCACGUUUUCUGAUUUAUUGUUACUUGUGUGUCUGUAAUAAAUACCUAAUAGAGCAUAUUAUUUUAAACAAGACGUAUGUUAACUGCUAUUUCAAUUUUAUAACGCUUUGAUGUUUAGUAUAUCUCUGUACUAGAAAUCUUUAUGUAUUAAUUCGGAUAAAUGUAACACAGUACUUAAUAGAUGAAGAUAAGUUGAGUUGAUAAAAGCAAAA